This is a messenger RNA of Solanum dulcamara, 2149 nucleotides long. RefSeq names its product cleavage stimulation factor subunit 50. Gene Ontology annotation, biological process: mRNA 3'-end processing. Gene Ontology annotation, molecular function: protein binding; RNA binding. The coding region runs from base 234 to 1448 and encodes 404 amino acids. The record is from RefSeq and is a predicted model, not a curated record. Lineage: Eukaryota; Viridiplantae; Streptophyta; Magnoliopsida; Solanales; Solanaceae. Gene Ontology annotation, cellular component: mRNA cleavage stimulating factor complex. The transcript has 14 exons.
UAAAGCAAAUCCAAAUUAGACUGGCUGAAGUGUACUCAGUGGCGGCGGUACAGUUUUAAUGCUCAUAGUACUUGAGUUUCACGCUUUCAAAAAAUCUAUAGGAGCUUAAAAAACAGGGUUUGCAGUUUGUCGUUAUUUAUUUAUCUCUUUCAAUCUCGAAGUCUGCAAAGCCAAAUUUGUGAAUCAACAAAGAUUCUGGGCUCCCCUGUUUGUUUCAUUCAGUAAUAAGAUAAAUGGAGAGCAACCAUAGCAAUAAUAACUUGGAGCAAACACUGCAAGCCGGGAAAUUGUACCGUCAUGUUAAUUCCCUCAUAGUCUCUCAUCUUCGCGAUAAUAAUCUCAAUCAGGCUGCAAGUGCUGUAGCUUCAGCUACAAUGACACCAAUGAAUGUUGAAGCUCCUCCCAACAAGCUACUGGAAUUGGUUGCAAAGGGUCUUGCAGUGGACAAAGAUGAGACACUGAGAGGAGUUUCUACAGCUGUACCUUUUGAUCCAAUUGUAACUGCAGGAUAUGGCUCAAUCCUAGCCCCUCGGGCUGCAUCUGUUGAUUUCAGUAGCGUGAGCGAUACAAAAGGGCUGUCAAAAAAUAUCCCAAAGCAUGAGUCACGACAUAUUUCUGAGCACAAGAAUGUUGCAAGGUGUGCCAGAUUUAGUCCUGAUGGAAGAUUUCUUGCUACUGGAAGUGCAGACACGUCAAUUAAAUUGUUUGAGAUUGCAAAAGUUAAGCAAAUGAUGCAGCCAGACGCAAGGGAUGGCCCAGUGAGGCCUGUUAUACGGACUUUUUAUGAUCAUCAACAACCAAUAAAUGACUUGGAUUUUCAUCCGCAAAAUACGGUACUCAUAUCUGGAUCAAAAGAUCGCACCAUCAAGUUCUUUGAUUUUUCCAAAACGGUAGCAAAGAGAGCAUUUAGAGUGAUUCAGGAUACACAUAAUGUAAGGUCGGUGUCAUUUCAUCCUUCCGGGGACUAUCUUCUGGCAGGAACUGAUCAUCCAAUUCCCCACCUAUAUGACAUUAACACUUUCAAAUGCUACCUGCCACCAAAUUUCCAAGAGAUGGGUGUCAAUGGUGCUAUUAAUCAGGUUAGGUAUUCAUCUACUGGUGGAAUGUAUGUAACUGCAUCCAAAGAUGGUGCAAUUCGGUUAUGGGAUGGGGUAACGGCUAGUUGUGUGCGAUCCAUAGAUGGUGCACAUGGAGCGGCAGAGGCUACAAGUGCAAAUUUUACGAAGGAUCAAAGGUAUAUUCUCUCUUCGGCAAAAGACUCUUUGGUGAAGCUUUGGGAAGUUGGCACAGGAAGAUUGGUCAAACAAUAUCUUGGAGCUACACAUACAGAGUUGCGCUGCCAGGCUGUUUUCAAUGAUACAGAAGAAUUUGUAUUAUCAAUUGAUGAAUCUCUAAAUGAGGAUGUUGGUCACAGAUUGUUGCAUGGGAUGCCCUUACCACAGAAAUAGUGGCUAGAUGGCCCUCCAACCAUAUUGGUGCACCCCGUUGGCUUGAGCAUUCCCCAGUAGAAGCUGCAUUUGUGUCAUGUGGGAUUGACCGAUCCAUUCGGCACUGGAAGGAGGUCCUUUAGUGCCACUAUUGAGCCAGUGGAAUUAGUAAAGCCAGAGAUGUACCAAUGUAAUUUAAUAAGCUUGCUGUAGCCUGUAAGAAACUCUCAGCACACUUGUUUGUUGUAUAGAGAGAAGAGAAAGAGGCAUUCGGAGGAGGUCAACCAAGCAAAACUCUUUACCUCUUUUUGGCUGUGCAGUGAGCUAAGUAGAUGGAAGUGAUUAUUUCUCUCUGUACAUCCUCUAAGCCUUGAUUCUUUUCCCCUCUGUUGGAGAACAAGAAGAGGCAAUGAGCUACAAGGCAGGUUACAAGUUGGUCCAAUGGUCAGGCAUGAUGGUUAAUCUCCUCUAUCUUGAUAAAUGUCCUUUGCUGAUCAACCAUACUUCUUUUAAGGGAAGAUUGAAUAUUGCUUGAGGGACAUGUAUUUAGGCGUUUUUUUAAAUCUUCUGGCAGCAUGUCUUUCCAAGUUCUUGUAAUUGAUUGAAACUAUUAGUGUAGACAUAAGCGUGACAAUCCUUUUGGGAUUCUCAGUAGCAAUCUUCUACCCUCUAAUAUGAUACUAUUCUUGAAGAAUAUAAUUCAAACACACAAUUUGCAGGUA